GGGGGAGAAAUGCAGGCUGUCGAACAGCAUCAUACGUGAAAAGUAAUGCCUGCGAAUAGUCCGAUUGGUCACUCGCUGAGCGAGAGUUCACGCAUAUCGCCGAGUAUCAAGUCAGACAAACUUCCACUAUCCCUUAUGACUUGGCCCGGAGUCGGAGGUCAUUCGAUCUACGAGUGCUUAUCAUGAGGAGUCGUUGAGAUGUUUUAACGCUGGUCCUUGGUUGCUGUUUUGUUUAUUCGUUCAGUUGUCUAUUCCCUCCCACCCUUCACCUCCAGUGUAACGAUUUCUUUUGGCACACGACGAAAUGUACGACGGCCAGAGUGAAAAGCGUCUGAACUUUUUCAGGGCAGAGAUCCAACCAGAGUAUGCUCAUUUCCUACUCUUCGCAUGCUGUCUCUGCUCUGGUCUUGUGGACAGCACCCUUUACAAUGCAUAUAAUACAUUCGUAUCCAUGCAGACUGGAAACACAAUUUUCGUCGGUUUAGGAGCCUCCAACCAGAACCCCCGGCCCUAUGGCUGGGCCCGCUCUCUCACUUCAAUUGGGUGUUUCGUCAUCGGCUCGUUCAUCUUUGCGCGGUUGAACCGUCUUUUCGGCGCAAGGAAAAGGGGAACGCUGAUCCUCUCGUUCUCUCUCCAAGUGGUUAUGCUGAUUCUCACGGCAUCUUUGGUUCAGGGUGGCGCCAUAUCGGGAAUCCCUCUACACAAUUCAGUGACCACGGAGACAAACUGGAGCCAGGAAGUACCUAUCGUGCUCCUCAGCAUUCAAUCUGCGGGACAGAUAGUUGCCAGUCGGGCCCUUGGAUACAAUGAGAUCCCUACUGUCGUCAUCACCAGCUUGCUGUGUGACCUGAUGUCUGACCCGAAGCUCUUCCUCCUCCGGAAUGAGAAGCGUGAUCGAAGGGUCAUUGCUUUCGUACUCACUCUUGUUGGAGCAAUUGCAGGCGGUUGGAUCACCAAGGCUACGGGAGAUAUCUACGCUGUGUUAUGGAUUGCUGCGGGUAUUAAGCUGGGAAUUGUGAGCGCAUGGAUAUUCUGGAAACAGGAGCUUGAGUUGGCAACUUGAGAUUGUGUGUAGGGAUCAGAUUUUCUCCUUCUUUCCAUAGUCUAUGCAAGGGUUACUAUAGAGGGCAUGAAAUUUUUAGCCGUUCAUUGACUU
Messenger RNA from Aspergillus alliaceus, 1156 nucleotides. RefSeq names its product YoaK family protein. The record is from RefSeq and is a predicted model, not a curated record. The transcript has 3 exons. Bases 305 to 1063 code for a protein of 252 amino acids. Lineage: Eukaryota; Fungi; Ascomycota; Eurotiomycetes; Eurotiales; Aspergillaceae.